This is a messenger RNA of Fulvia fulva, 2148 nucleotides long. Its product is annotated as Mitochondrial division protein 1. Lineage: Eukaryota; Fungi; Ascomycota; Dothideomycetes; Mycosphaerellales; Mycosphaerellaceae. The record is from RefSeq and is a predicted model, not a curated record. Gene Ontology annotation, cellular component: preribosome, large subunit precursor; mitochondrion. Gene Ontology annotation, biological process: peroxisome fission; mitochondrial fission. The transcript is spliced from 3 exons. Gene Ontology annotation, molecular function: protein binding. Bases 1 to 2148 code for a protein of 715 amino acids.
AUGGCGGACAGCAGGGGCCGCAGUACCUCGCCCGCGCAACAGACUCGAUCAAACCACAGGCACAACCACAGCGAAGACGACUCCAUUGUAUCGUCCCGCCAUAUCGAGCAAUUCGGCCGCACUAUCCACGCGACAGCAUCACAACUCAUUGGGGCCAACUUCGCGAACCACGAUGCACCGGGUCAGGCAGAGUACCGAAGCGCAUUGUCCUCCGUUCGACGGUUCUCCCAGCGACCUGCAAUACAACGAUCCGUGUUCUCCUUUGCCCGAGCCAACCCUACUGAAUUGAUACGGAGCCACUUCCAACCCAGCGAGAUCGAGCAUCGAGCCUUGACGUAUAUUCCGGAUGAGGUGUUGCGAAAUGUCCCUGAAUCGUCAAGCCCGUUCAGCCUGUUCGAGGGCUUCAAGGCGAGCCUGCCAGAGGAUGAGGAUGCGGGAAAGAGCGCAAGGAGGAAAAGGCAUAGCCGACAUGGCAGUAAAGGGCAGAAGGCGAUUGAAGCCGCAGCAGAAGAACAGAGCGGGCCGCCCAAGCUGCAUAAGAUACGGCGAGAGCGAGACAAGCUGGAACAUCGUCUGGAGAUGGUGGGUAUACGGAAGACGAUGUGCUCGAGCGAGAUCAGGGAGAUCGACAACAAGAUCGCAAACUUGAACACGAUGCGCAAAGUAAUUCUGGACCGGUUAGCUGGCCUGGAGGACGAGGAGCGAGAAAUCGAGCAGGAAGUAAUGGAUGUCGGGGAGAAAUUGGAGGAGGCACAAGAAGCGUGGGCAGAUGAGCAAGCAUUAGCACAACGAAUAGAUCCACUGAUUGCCGCUGCAAAAGCGGAGCAGGAGGGGCAAGAUGGCGAGGCGAAAGAACCAAAGGACCCGGACAGUCCAGGAUUUAUGUCGGAAAGUGUCUAUGGGAAGCUACCCAAGGUGAAAGAGUCGCCGAAGCCGAAGAGGAAGAAGCAGACAAGAAGGAUCUCGAUGCCGGUAUUACACGAACAUAUGGAGCCAGGAAGCCGCAUACGCGAGAUACCUGCACAUAACGAUGUGAUCACUGCGAUCGACUUUGAUGCGCCGUUUGGGAUCCUGGUAACGGCAGCUUUGGACGAUACAGUACGAGUGUGGGAUCUGAAUGCCGGGCGAUGUAUGGGGCUGUUGGAGGGUCACUUAUCUAGUGUGCGGUGCUUGCAGGUGGACGAGAACAUAGUCGCAACAGGCUCUAUGGAUGCGAGCAUUCGACUUUGGGACUUGAACCAAGCAGACUACAAUCCACAGGCACCGACUACCGGCACGAGUCUGAACAACCAGACGAUCCCAGAAGAAGAUGCUGAGGCCGAUAGCAUGGCAGAAUCGGCAACAGGUGCGGUUAUGUUCACGCCCAAUUCAUCGGAACCGGAGCAGCUACCUCUGCAGGCUACUUAUCAGUCUGAUGCGAUGGCGGAAUGCCACAUGCUCACGCUACAGGCUCACGUAGCAGAAGUGACGGCGCUCAACUUUAACGGCAACACGUUAGUCUCCGGGUCAGCCGACAAGACGCUUCGACAGUGGGACCUAGAGAAUGGACGCUGCAUGCAAACUUUGGACGUCAUGUGGGCAGCAGCUCAAGCAUCGACCCUCAAUCCUCCUGCAAAGCAAGAAGUAUCAGAAGCCGGCGGCUGGUGGCGACCCACCGGAGGGCGGGUACAAAGUGCUGAAGCGGAUUUCAUUGGAGCCCUGCAGGUGUUCCAAACAGCGCUGGCAUGCGGUACUGCGGAUGGCAUGGUGAGGCUUUGGGAUCUGCGCAGUGGUAUGGUACAUCGAUCGCUAGUUGGGCACACCGGCCCUGUCACUUCACUGCAGUUCGACGAUGUGUAUCUUGUGACCGGUAGCCAGGAUCGCAGCAUAAGAAUCUGGGAUCUCCGCACCGGUAACAUCCACGACGCGUUCGCCUACGACAACCCUAUCACAUCCAUGCAAUUCGACGCCCGCCGCAUCGUAGCUGCCGCAGGCGAGGAUGUCGUCAAAGUAUACGACAAGACCGACGGCCGACAAUGGGACUGCGGCGCCGGCGCCACCACUGCCGAGGACGAGACCAAGCCUUCGAUCAUCGAGCGAGUGCGGAUCAAGGACGGGUACAUGGUCGAAGGCAGAAGAGACGGCGUGGUGGGAGUCUGGUCCUGCUAA